GCAGGCAUGCGCACCAUUCUCGGAGGCAAGUCGAGGUCCACUCUUGACAAGAGGGCGAGCCGAACUUCGCACAUGCUUGUGUUUGCCACCCGUCGGAAGUGCUACCUUUUCCCUCUUUCAGAGGAGGUGGUCAUUCCAUACCUCACGGAGCUGGACAAGGCUGGGAAGAGGUCCGCCGUUCUUGACACGAGCCAAACCAUGAACUUCUUGAUACAUGUGCUCGGCGUUUUCUUCAUUUUUGACAUUCCGAAGCACCCCUGGGUGAAAGGGCUGGUCAGGAAAUGUGAGCAGGAGCGCCCUCCUCUGAGGCAGUCGCGAGUGCUCACUGCCAAGGAGGUUUUGGCCCUCGAGACUUUGUUCAUAGAAGGAGAUCUGCAGCCGCUGGACCGAUACGGUCUAGGAUGCUUCUUGUUCAUGAUACUGUCAUGCAGCAGGGUUUCGGAUGUCAGUUUCUUGGACAGCAUGGUUUUGGACAUCCUUGAGUCCCUUGAAGACCCUUCAAAUCCUGGGUAUUUGGAGGUCAAGACGAUGCAUCACAAGACGGAGCGAGUCAAGAGUAAGCAGGGCAUUCCCUUGUAUCUCGUGGCCCCCGUCCGAGGGAAAUGGUCCAACGAGCGCAUCAGGACCAGUGAUGCGGGCCUGUGGCUUAUCAAGCUGCUUGAGCUGGCACUCGGAGGCCCUCCUGAGCCAGGCCUCACUAGCCACGGCAUGAAAGCUACUCUGCUGUCAUGGUGCAUGAAAUCUGGCUGUGAUGAUCUCACCUUGAAGAUUCUUGGACAUCAUUCCAGGCCAGGUCAGAAGACUACUGAGUGUUACGGGCGAGACGCCAUGUCCGCUCCCCUGCGUACACUUGUUGGGGUCAUCCAAGCAGUUGCUAGAGGGCAGUUCCAUCCGGAUGCCACGCGCUCUGGUCACAUGGCUUUGCAGGGAUUGGUUGCUGCACAGCCACAGGGGCCGACCGCCCCAAGUGAUUCCGGCCCUCUGCAUGGAUCGGCUGCAUCCCGGGUGAGCUCAGCACCGGACGAGGCCAUCCAUCCCUCUCUCGAAGAGGACAGUGCGCCGGGCCCCACGGCUGGGCCCGAUGGAUCGGAAGACGAUGUCUCCGAUGAUGAAAGUGUGCCAGCCGAAGACUUGCCGGCUAUCGGGGCUCAAGACUCGCGAGCCAACAGCUUUGUGCCGCCCUUGGAUUGGCAUGAGAAGGGCGAAGUCUUUGAGAAUCCCC
Messenger RNA from Symbiodinium necroappetens, 1222 nucleotides. Lineage: Eukaryota; Dinophyceae; Suessiales; Symbiodiniaceae. The record is from the annotation of a GenBank genome assembly.